Molecule: messenger RNA, 1341 nt
Organism: Acanthosepion pharaonis
Lineage: Eukaryota; Metazoa; Mollusca; Cephalopoda; Sepiida; Sepiidae
Source: the annotation of a GenBank genome assembly
AUGAAUCUAUCUAUCUAUCUAUCUAUCUAUCUAUCUAUCUAUCUAUCUAUCUAUCUUCAUUAUCUCUCUCUGUCUCUCUGUCUCACUGACUCUGUCUCUGUCUCUGUCUCUCUCUCUCUCUAUCUCUCUAUAUAUCUAAGUCUCUUCAUUAUUUCUUUCUCUAUCUAUCUAAAUCCGCGUUACUAUCUAUCUAUCUAUCUAUCUAUCUAUCUAUCUAUCUAUCUAUCUUUCACAUUCAAGUGCGCUUCUAUCUAUCUAUCUAUCUAUCUAUCUAUCUAUCUAUCUAUCUAUCUAUCUAUUUUUGCUCCUAAGCUCUGCGUUAUUAUCUAUCUAUCUAUCUAUCUAUCUAUCUAUCUAUCUAAGUCUCCUCAUUAUCUAUGUAUUUUUUCACAUUUAAAUCCUAUCUAUCUAUCUAUCUAUCUAUCUUGGAUCCAUGUCAAUGAUAUCUAUCUAUCUAUCUAUCUAUCUAUCUAUCUAUCUAUCUAUCUAACUAUGCCAGUCAGUCUGUUAAUAUCUAUCUAUCUAUCUAUCUAUCUAUCUAUCUAUCUAUCUAUCAAUCUAUCAAUGUUAAUCUGUUCUUAUCUAUCUAUCUAUCUAUCUAUCUAUCUAUCUAUCUCUCUAUCUAUCUAUCUACCUAAAUUUCUUUUAAUCAAUCUAUAUAUCUAUCAUUAUCCACCUCCAUCGUUAAAAGCCUAUGUAAUUUUCUCUCGCUUCCUCCUUCAGGGUACGGUCAAUCAGUUCCUCUGUCCCGUCCUGUCUACUUGCUGUUCAAUUGGACCGGCUCUGAUAACUGUAGUUUGCAUUUGCGACGGCGUUAGCAAGCCAUCUUUAAUUCACUCUCUCUCUUUCCCUCCUUCUCUCAUUUUCUUGCUUUCUUUUUUUCUUAGAUCUUUCCGGUUUUCAUCUAUCUAUCUAUCUAUCUAUCUAUCUAUCUAUCUAUCUAUCUAUCUAUCUAUCUCUGUCUGUUCAUAUCUAUCUAUCUCGGUUUGUUCAUAUCUAUCUAUCUAUCUAUCUAUCUAUCUAUCUAUCUAUCUAUCUAUCUUUGUUCAUAUAAAUCUCUGUAUCUAUGUAUAUGUGAACAUUAGUAUGCGUCUAUCUCCGCCUCCUUACUCUCCUUCAUCUCCACCACCCCCUCGUUCGUCUACUAGCAUGUCUGUUUAUCUGUCUCUCUUUCUCUUUCUCCGCCCUGUCUGUCUCUCUGCCAUGGCAUUUCCCGCCCGGGAGGACAUUGGUGUUGUCGCGGUCAUUGCUGCUACUGUUAAUGGUGGUGGUAGUAAUGGCGGUAACAGGCACCCAAUUAACGGACAAACAUCAGCCAUCACCCUCCUCACCAAAGACUAG